This is a messenger RNA of Cuscuta campestris, 1265 nucleotides long. Lineage: Eukaryota; Viridiplantae; Streptophyta; Magnoliopsida; Solanales; Convolvulaceae. The record is from the annotation of a GenBank genome assembly.
CCCCCAGAGUAACUGGGGAUGGAAGGAAAAAUUUGUUUUCAUCGAGCUUCCCCCCUUCGCCACUCCUUUGGCCGGUCUGAAAUGGAACGACAAUCUUCUCAAUCAAGAGUACGCUACACCGGCUUCCUCCCCUGACUUGGAAGCGAAUCUUGAGAUCCUCAUGCGUGGAGAUCCCUUCACCGGGAGGAUCUUCCAUUAUGGCAGCUGGGUUUGGAGGGUUGAGUCGAGUGGUGAGGAUAUGGAGUUCGAGGAGUUCGCCAUCCCCGAUGACCAACCAGCGGGAGAGACCGGGGGCUCCCAAGCUAACCCUGCCAAAACCUUCCCGGUCAACCAAGAGACCGUGGAAAUCUUCGAUGAAGACGAACCCCAAGACAACCGGUCUAAGGGGAAGGAAAAGGCCGGUCGCCGGACGAAGAAGGUGGCCACUACCCACCCUUCCAUUGGCAAGAAGAGGCAGCGGGCUGACUCUGACACGGGCUCACAGUCUGUCAAAGAAGCCUUCAUCAACCUUGGGUUGAGGCUAAUGGAGGUUGGAGAAAUUGGACCCCUCACAGCUGACCGGCUGGGGUUAGGCUCUCCUUCGGAAUUUGCCCGGCUGAAGAAGGAGAAAGAGGAGAUGGCUCUCAUCCUGAAGAGCCAAGCUGAUGAGCUGACCAGGCUAUCCGGGCUGACCGGGUCUAUGAAGGCGGAGAUCUCCCAUCUCAAGGAAGAGAAUGGUCGGCUGAUGGACGAGGUGUCUGAAGCCAAGAGGGAGGUGGCGGAGAAGGAAGAAACCUUCCCCGGGCGCGCGGCUGCCUGGGUAGAAGAAAAUAAGGCCGAAGCCGCCCGGGUGAUGACGGUGAGCCUGGAAGCUACUAUGGAAUCCUUCAGGCUUCUAUACCGGGAGCCUGAAGGAAAGAAGAUGAUAACUGCAAUUGGGUCCUUCGGAUUCAAAAGCAGCCAAAAGAAAGACCUGGCAGCCUCUCACCGGAUCCUCUUGAAGAGAGACCCGGCUUUCGCCGCGGAUUCCUACGGCCUGGCUCUCAUCCCAGAGGAAGAGCCUACUCCCCCCUUCCCCCUAGAUUAAGCUCCCCGGUUCGGACCGGUUGUCUUGUAAACUUGAAACCUUAUCAAUUUCCCCGGGUAUGCCCGGUGUAUCUGUAGACAUUUAACAUUCUUAUUUCAUUUGAAUGCCAUGUUUAAUUUCCAUACCGGUUAAUCUUGCUUCUCGAUCGAUAUUUUUAUUUUGCUACUUAGAAUGCCUUCGUAACAACUCUGACUAGUUA